Serpula lacrymans var. lacrymans S7.9 is the source of this 638-nucleotide messenger RNA. RefSeq lists its product as uncharacterized. The annotation marks the transcript as partial. The record is from RefSeq and is a predicted model, not a curated record. The transcript is spliced from 3 exons. NCBI's taxonomy places the organism in Eukaryota, Fungi, Basidiomycota, Agaricomycetes, Boletales, Serpulaceae.
GGGGGAAACGUACCGCGUACUUUGGUACAGGCUCCAUCCAGGAAAGAUCCUCGUCCGAGGUAUAAAUGGAAAUAUUACUAUUCCUUUCAUCCCGUAUUGGGAGGCACCGUACAAUGACGGCAUCCCGCUGGCGCCACUAGCUGCGUUGGUGCCGUUGAAGCUGCGGGGUUGGACUGACCACUGCGAUUGUGACGAAUGGUACCAGCGUAAGAAACGAUGGAACGAUAUCGCAGACUUGGAGGAACUCGUGCAGAUCGCAGUGAACGAAGGGGUAUGGAUAAAUCGCGAAAAGGAGACAUGGCUAGCUCUUUGGUUUGUUCAGGAAGCAAAGCAACGAGUGCAACGGUUCGUUCGGGAGCUCCCUUAUGCCGGCUUUGACUGGAAAGCCAUAGGGCUCGUUUGAUGGUAUUUGUUUGACCGGAAACAUCUAACUAAGAGCACUCACCUCGGCUAGACGUCGAACAAACUGGACAAUAAUUGGUCUUUCUGUUUGUUUUUGUUGGCUCUUCUGUACUCCGGAAAUACUCUAGAUGAGUAUUUACCAACUUCUCCUGAUCCGUUUAAGGAAACGUACUUGUAGUAUCGUAUAAGCCUGGAAGGUUUAGCCUUACCAACAUAUUGCAUGUUAAAAUCAGACU